GGUCCGGCCUUCGGGUCCCAGGGGGCAGGUCUUUGUCUGUGCAGUGCACGGCAUCCUGGUUCUGUGCUAUAUAUGCGGCUCACGUGCGCCUCCAGUCCAGGACGUGGAACCGACAUGAAGACGCUGUGUGCGCUGCUGCUGCUGGCCGCGCUGGGCUGCAGUCUGGGCCGAGCCAGGAACGUGUCCGUGUGUGAGCUGACGGCCCAGCUGAGAGGCGCCGCUGCCAACUGCUCCAGGAUCAACGCGUCGGACCCCGCGGUGCUUGCCCGGAUUGUUUGUCAUGCAGAUAUUUUGUCAAAUUUGAGCACCAGUGCUCGAACCAACGAGACCCACGUGUUCAGAGACCCUGGAAAAGGAGCCAACAGCGGGAAGAACCAAGACAGCAGUGGCCAUGGGGAGAACCAGGAUGGCGGUCACCAUGGGGAGAACCAGGAUGGCGGUCACCAUGGGGGGAACCAGGAUGGCGGUCACCAUGGGGGGAACCAGGACGGCGGUGGCCAUGGGGAGAACCAAAGCCAGGAGGCACAGUCUGGAGGCGGUAAGGGUGGUCCCAGGCGCCGUAGCAGGAGCUUCAAAGGUUCUGGCUUCGAACAGACCCGGCCCGGCUCCAGCUCCCCCCCACCUCCUCAGCAGAACUGCACGCUCUACGGCGUCUUCCAGCUCAGCAGCUGCCAGGCUUGUAACGAUGGCGUGACUCCAACAAAGAACAUCUGUAACCUGAACUGCAGCGAGUUGCUGGAUGACGACAUCUCAAACGACGCCAUUUGCCUGUUUAAGGUCACGUUCUCUAAAGACAUCUGCACCAACAGGUGGCAGGAGUGGAGGGAAUCUCUGGGAAAAAACCAGAAAAACCAGAGUGGCCAGUGCAGCAACGUCUCUGCCUACAUGUGCUAAUGAGCCGCGUCUGAAGCUAGCUGCUAGUUGGUAGAAAUAAAGGAAGCAUGAAGCACCUG
Molecule: messenger RNA, 953 nt
Organism: Betta splendens (Siamese fighting fish)
Lineage: Eukaryota; Metazoa; Chordata; Actinopteri; Anabantiformes; Osphronemidae
Product: keratin, type I cytoskeletal 10-like
Exons: 5
Coding region: 73-894 (273 amino acids)
Source: RefSeq, a predicted model, not a curated record